Molecule: messenger RNA, 10899 nt
Organism: Odontomachus brunneus
Lineage: Eukaryota; Metazoa; Arthropoda; Insecta; Hymenoptera; Formicidae
Gene: sdk
Product: protein sidekick
Exons: 16
Coding region: 1339-7962 (2207 amino acids)
Biological process (GO): axon guidance; cell-cell adhesion
Cellular component (GO): plasma membrane; axon
Molecular function (GO): protein binding
Source: RefSeq, a predicted model, not a curated record
GGUGGUCAUGCGUGUACACGCGAUUUCAAGUUGACGCUACGCCGUCCGACGCUCGUGAACACGUUGUUCGUGAAGUGAUCGCGACGAAACCGGGACGAGUCGGAGCGAGUCCGCGACGCAUGUUCUCGUGGCCGACGUCGCCGUUCCCCUCGGCACGACUGAAACCACGAAGCUCGCGGGGAAGGUGCACGAAAUCGGCACGGUGUUCCUGUACGCGUGAGGCGUCCCGCCGGACUCCAGCGAAUGGUUCAACGGCUGUGUGUGUAUCGCGUUCGCCAGGCGUUGCCAGGUGUUACCAGGUGAACGUGUGCGACGGUUCGCGUCGCGUUACUCCGUUUACACCCGUCAACCUACCUGUCUACGACGGGACUUUUGUGUACAGGAGCAAGGAGAGAACCCCGUGUCGCGCCACAAUGUCAGAAUUCCCAGAAAUCCUCUUUGCGAAUCCUGUCGCGUAAACUGCGGUGGAGACGUAAUUUACGGUGCAAGGACGACGACGAUCGAGUGCAGUCGGUUACGAGAGUGAACGUAAAGUUAGGCGCGUGUGAGCUCGAGCGCGAAGUUAGCUGCGCAUGAGUUUCGUCUUCGAAUACGAAUCAAAUCGCGUCGACAUUACGUUACGCGCGUCGACACAGUCGCACUGUGAGUGAAUGUGAGAAAUCACGAGUGAUCUCGGACUGAACGAUUGUUCGUUUGGCGAACGAAGGCCGCCGCAGAGAGACGAGGAGAAGAAGAACACAAAGACCGCGUGAACGAGAAGGAAAGACUGAGGAAAGAGAGCCGGUCCGCGGACGAUCUCCGUCGCGAUCAGUCGAUAGAUCUCUUUCCCUCAUAGUCCGGCAUUUCCGUGAAUCCUUGCUGCGCGCGCCGAGAGCAAAGAGGACACGUUGCGACAACACGGACGCGCGUCGCGUGCGAUUUUGCAUCCGCAACAGAGGACGAUGCGCACGUCGUCUCGUGAGCGAACUCGGAGCGGCUUUUGAAGUAGGAACGAAAGAGAGCAGGGAAAGAGCGCAAAGUGUUAGUCGCUCGACGAAGCCGACGCGAAAGGGAGGAGUCGUGUGCAGUGGGCGAGAAAGAGAGAGAGAUAAAGAGGGAAAGAGAGCCGCAUCGUGGAAUGCACGGAGUCACGCGAGUGUUACGUGCGAGAUGAAGACGCGCGAAUCGCCGCGAUCAUAGAGCUCUCCGCGUAGAGCUCCUGCGCGUGCAUCGGAGUUUUUUUUACGCGGCCGAACGAGUACACAGGCGAAGGAAGUGGCCGGUGACGGAGGAGAGAAGACGGCGACGGGAGAGACGGGGAGGAGGAGAGGUCAACGUUGUAGCGGCAAGGCGGAGAGGAUGAUGCGGCCGGCGGCCUCCGCGAGGACGCGGAGCCUUCUCGCCGGAGCUUGGCUUGUCGUAUGGAUCAUCGGCAGCACCCGCAGUAGCGAACCACUUCUAGAGCCGCGCUUCUUCAUUCAACCAUCUACCAGCGGCAAUAUACUCAGUGAGAAUCGCACCAAGAUUCUACAAUGCCAAGCAAGAGGCAAUCCUCAACCAAAGUACAGGUGGUUCAAGGAUUGGGAACCGCUCAGCGAAAUGACCACGUCAGGAUCUUUUCGGAUUCAGGAUACGCGACGAAUGGACACCGGCAUUUAUCAUUGUGUCGCGACCAACGACGUGGGCUCGAUAUUCAGCGAUCGUGUUGGCUUCUCUGUAGCAUAUUUGGGAAAAUUCGACGACCUCACAGAUAGAGUAGUGACGGUUGAAUAUGGUAACGUUGCAAUAUUGGAGCUACCGUUGAUUGAGAGUAAUCCCAGCCCUACGGUAACGUGGUUGUCUUCGGACGCGACGGAACUGUACGGCAUAAAGUACGCUAUGAUUGACCACAAGCUGUUCAUACUAGAUGCCGCGAAGAGUGAUGAGGGUUUCUACAGAGGGAGGGCUUUCAACAAUCAAUUGGGUAAGGAAGAGAUCAGUCCGUUCUUCAAGCUGCAGGUCACUGGUGAUCCGGAUGCAGAAAUAGCCCCCAGUAUAAUUGUCAAACCUCAGAACACACGGAUAAUCAAGGAUCAGAAUGCCGCUCAUAUCCAUUGCGUCGCGAAUGCCAGAUCGCUUCAUGAGUUGCGGAUUCUGUGGAUGAAGGAUGAUAUACCUAUCGAGAACUCCCAGGUAACAUACAGUUUUAACGACUCGUGGAACAGGACGCUCAUGCUGAUCUCCGCGAACAUGACUUAUACGGGAACGUAUUCCUGCCACGUGGAUCUGAAGAGCGGUGGCUAUCCGACUUUGAAUGCGAGCGCUAAGAUCGUUGUAUACGAAAAACCGAAAUUCAACACAGAGUUGAAAAAAGAAACUCUGAGUGAUUACGGAUCCAAGGUUACGUUAUCGUGCAACGUUGAUGGCACGCCGGUUCCGAAGAUUACUUGGUUCCGUAAUGCCGACCCAGUCGAUCAUUUGCUAGAAAACAGAUAUAAGAUAGAGGAAGACGGCUCGCUGACGAUUCAGAAAUUGACUAUGGAUGACUCGGGGAUGUUUCAGUGCCUCGCGUCCAACGAGGCCGGCGAAGCAUCCAGUUACACGUGGCUGAAAGCGAAAAAAGGAUUAGGGAGCGGAUUGAAAGACAGAGUUGUCCGCCGGGCAGCUGGUUACAAUGUAGUCAGAAUUCGCCAGUCUGAUCGCAGUUUUAUGUUCUCUCAAUAUCCAGACACGUCUGGGCCAAUAAUGGAAAAUGGUCCGCAAAAUUUGACGGUAUUGGACGGCAAGGACGCGACUCUAAGUUGCAACGCGGUGGCGGCGCCCAAACCAAACACCACCUGGUACUAUAACGACACGAUACCCGUGGAGAUAGCCGGAAGAGUACAAGUCUCGGGUAAUGGUGAUCUUCUGAUCGCAGCGGUGAAACCGAACGACGCGGGUAAAUACACUUGCGUCCGCGCGAAUGAGGCCGGCUCUGUCAACGGAUCGGGAUUCCUCACCGUCAUGAUUCGAACGCGCAUUACCGAACCACCUAUCGAUACAUCCGUGCUUCUCGGGCAAACCGCCGAAUUGCAAUGUAAAAUUGCGAAUGAUCCCAGCGUCAUGUACGACAUGGCGUGGUUUCACAAUGCACAAGUGAUAAACACGCAAGCGAGUCAGAGGGUGAAGAUGCGACAUGAUGGCACCCUCGAGAUUGUUGCAGUGCGAGCUUCCGACGUGGGAGAAUACACGUGCUCCGUGGUGUCGCCUGGCGGCAACGAGACGCGCUCCGCCCGUCUCAGCGUGAUCGAGCUGCCAUUCGCGCCGAUCAGCGUCAAGGCUGCGCGAGUCGAGCGGAUCUCACCGCGCACGAUCAACGUCACUUGGGUGCCCGGUUUCGACGGCAACAGUCCUACAAAGAAAUUUAUCGUCGAGAAGCAAGAAGUGUCCGUCUCGGCGCCUAUAUCCGAUUCGUUAGUGAGCUGGGACAUCGUCGACAACAACGUGUCCGCGGAUACCCGAUGGGUGUUGCUGAAUAAUCUGAAAGCAGCGGCGGCCUAUCAGUUUCGCGUUUACGCCGAGAACAGCGUCGGCAAGGGUAUGCCGUCGGAACCAAGUAACGUCGUCGAAUUGCCACAAGAGCCACCUAGCGGUCCGCCCGUCGGUUUCGUUGGUUCAGCGCGUUCAUCGUCUCAAAUAAUAACGCAAUGGCAACUACCGUUGGAGGAGUAUCGGAACGGCCACAUUUUGGGAUAUAUUCUGAGAUAUAGGCUGUUCGGGUACAUCGCCAAUCCUUGGAUGAUGCAAAAUAUCACUAACGAAGCCCAAAGGAAUUAUCUGAUCACCGAUCUGAUCACGUGGAAGGAUUAUGAGGUGCAGAUAGCGGCAUACAACGACAAGGGAGUGGGUAUAUUUACCGAUGGCUUGAAGAUAAAAACUAAGGAAGGAGUUCCGGAAGCGCCUCCCACAAAUGUGAGAGCGGAAGCAGUGAAUUCAACGGCAGUGAAAGUUUUGUGGAAGCCACCCAAUCCUCAGAAAAUUAAUGGAAUAAAUCAGGGAUACAAAUUGCAAGCCUGGGCUGGUGGUAAUCUGACAGAGGCGAACAAGUAUAAGUCAAUGACCGUACCGCCAAGCUUGUUGGAUCCACUCUUGGAGCAGAGCGCUAUUAUAACAGGCUUGAGAAAGUACACUCUGUACAACAUUACAGUGUUGUGCUUCACCGAUCCGGGUGACGGCGAGAGGAGCUCACCCGUCGAGAUUCGCACUCGCGAAGACGUGCCCGAAGAAGUGGAGAAUCUGCAAUUCGAUGAUAUCAGCGAUCGCGCGCUGACGGUCAAGUGGAGUCCGCCUAAAGAAACCAACGGAAUAUUGACGCAUUACCAACUGAAAUAUAUGAUAAAGGAAAUUCCGGAUUCUUUGCAAGUACAAAACUUCACAGCCGACGUAUUGUUUACCAAAGUAGAGCACCUGCAGGCAUUAACUCAUUACAAAUUCGAAGUGGCCGCGUGGACGUCAGUCGGGCCUGGCAAAGCGAAAGUCGCGAUCAUACAAUCGGGUGUAGAGCCGGUGCUGCCGGAGCCUCCUACGAAAUUGGCGUUAUCCAACAUCGAUGCAUUCUCCGUUGUGCUGCAGUUCACACCUGGCUUUGACGGCAACUCAUCUAUCGCGAAGUGGACGGUGCAGGCGCAAACAGCGCGAAACUCGACGUGGUACAACAUCUACGAGGUGUCAGAUCCCGACGCGUGCACCAUUACCGUCGACAGACUCACUCCCUUCAUGCAGUACAAACUCCGUUUGAUCGCGAACAAUGUGGUCGGCGCCUCGCAACCGUCCGAGCCGACGAAGGAAUUUCAGACGAUUCAAGCACCACCUUCCCAUCCGCCGACGAAUGUCACCGUACGCGCAAUGAGCGCUACCGAGUUACGCGUCAGGUGGAUUCCUUUGCAGCAGAUAGAAUGGUACGGCAAUCCACGCGGAUAUAACAUCACGUACACAGAGGUACGGAUGAACAUGUCGAAGAGUAUCUCUAUCGAGGAUCCCACGGCGAACUCGUAUAUUCUGGAGAAUAUGAAGGAGUACGCCGAUUAUGAGAUAGUGAUGCAAGCUUUCAACGACGUUGGCUUUUCGGAGGUGAGUCCUAAGGCCGUGGAACGCACUCGCGAAUCAGUUCCUUCACUCGGACCGGUCAACGUGGAAGCGAACGCGACGUCGUCCACGACUAUUGUGGUGCGGUGGGGUGACGUGCCCGUGGAACACCAGAACGGACAGAUCGACGGGUUUAAAGUCUAUUACGGCGCGAAUUCUAGAUCGCCGUUCCAGUACAAGAAUAUUCCUAGUAACACCACUUUCACAACCACUCUGACCGAGCUGCGCAAAUUCGUUCAGUAUCAUGUGCAGGUCCUGGCUUACACGAGACUUGGAGACGGAGCCCUCAGUAUUCCGCCUGUGAGAGUGCAGACCUUCGAAGAUACUCCUGGUCCACCGUCCAAUGUGUCUUUCCCCGACGUGAGUCUAACCACAGCUCGCAUUAUCUGGGACACACCGGAGGAUCCCAAUGGCGAAAUCCUCGCGUACAAAGUGGUGUUUCACUUAAACAAUAGCCAAGAUCGCGAGUUCUCAAGAGAGUUUCCUGCGUCGGACAGAACGUUCACUGCCACAGGUCUCGAGCCGGAGAGGUACUACAUGUUCUCCGUGACGGCGCAGACGAGACUGGGCUGGGGCAAGACUGCGUAUGCACUCGUGUUCACCACAAACAACCGAGAGCGUCCACAGGCGCCAUCGGUGCCGCAGGUGGGCAAAUCGCAGAUCCAGAGCCGUCAAAUCACGUUCAACUGGACACCAGGCAAAGACGGUUUCGCACCAUUGAGGUAUUACACGGUACAGCAGUCCGAGAACUCGGGACCGUUCCAAACUAUCCCCGAGAGAGUGGAACCCACCUUGACGUCUUACACGGCCGACAAUCUGAAGCCUGACACUUUCUAUCAGUUUCGUAUUCAAGCCACCAACGACAUAGGUCCGUCCGAAUGGAGCACCGAGUCCGUUCAAGUACAAACUCUACCUGCAGCGCCGUCCAAGGGUGUCACCGGUCUGAAAGUUGUGCCGAUAACGACAUCCAGCGUCGAGGUUCACUGGAACAUGGUCGACCAGAUAUAUUGGAGCGGCGAUCACAAGACAGGUGGUUACCGCGUCGUUUAUCAGCCGGUAUCAGACUUCCCGACAGCACUUCACACCACACCAAAGAAAGAUGUUGUAGGAAUCAAGGAAACUAAGAUGGUCCUCAGCGACUUAACAGAGGAUAGGUAUUAUGAAAUCAUAGUGUUGCCUUUCAACUCGGAAGGUGAAGGUCCACCGAGCCCACCGGUUACAGUGUACGUAGGCGAGGCGGUCCCCACGGGAGAGCCUCAGCACCUGAAAGCUGAAUCCAUCUCUUCCACGGAAGUCCAUUUGCGAUGGAAGCCACCCCAGGCCAAUAUGCAAAAUGGAGGCCUAUUAGGGUACAAGAUUUUUUAUUUGGUGACCGACUCACCUCAGCAAUUGGAGAAGAAACAGGAGGAGGAGAUUGAAGUUGUUCCGGCGUCCUGUCUGGCACACAGUCUAGUCUUCCUCGACAAGUACACUGAAUACCGUAUACAAGUUUUAGCGUUUAAUCCGGCUGGAGACGGUCCCCGAUCACGGCCGAUCACCGUGAGAACAAAACAGGACCUCCCAGGACCGCCGCAUAAUCUACAAUUUACGGAAAUCGCCAUGACGAGUUUGCGCGUGUCCUGGGAGUCACCCAAGUUACGCAACGGUGAAAUAGUUAACUACCUUGUCGUAUACGAGACGGCGGAGCAAAACGAACAUUUCAGCAAGCAAGUGAAGCAGAAGGUGCACAGGACGUACAUGGUGGUCUCGCAAUUGGAAGAGGAAGCGCUGUACACAUUCACGGUACGCGCGCAAACGAUUGACCUUGGUCCGCCGAUAUCCGGAAACGUCACGACUGGGCCACAGAAGGGCUCACCGAUGUCACCCAGCAAACUUGUCCUCUCUAAGACCGCCUCCAGCGUGGAGUUGCAUUGGACCAACGGAGCGUCCGGAAAGGGUCCUAUAUUGGGGUACUACAUCGAGACGCGUCGUAACGCGAUGGAAGAGUGGCAGCAUUAUAACACGCGCUGGGAUCCCUUAACUCGCAUCUCAAACGGACCGUUGACGGAGUUCACUGUGUCUUAUCAAAACUUACUGCCGUCCACGGUAUACUCAUUUAGAGUGCUAUCAUACAAUCAGUACGGGAUCAGUUGCCCAGUAUAUUCUACUGAAACGCUAUUAACGCCGUCGAAACUGUACCUGGAAUACGCAUACCUGCAACAUAGGCCGUUCUACAGGCAAACCUGGUUUAUGGUCACUUUAGCAGCUACGUCAAUCAUAAUCAUCAUCACAGUCAUAGCGGUAUUGUGUGUGAAGAGCAAAAGCUACAAGUACAAACAAAAGGCACAAAAGACCCUCGAGGAAUCGAUGGCGAUGGACGGGGACGAUAGACAGGAGUCGGAUUUGGAGCUGUACAGAUCACGUCAGGGUGGUGGGUGCACUAUCAACAUGGGUAGCGGCACUCUAGGCAAGAGGAGCACAUUAGCUCGCAAGGCGAUUCCGCCGCCUCCUGCAAUGCUAGGAAAAUCGCCUCCCAGGCCGUCUCCCGCAUCAGUCGCCUAUCACAGCGACGAGGAGAGUCUCAAAGGAUACGACGAGAAUCCUGACGACAGUAGCGUCACAGAGAAGCCCUCCGAAAUAAGUUCCACCGACUCUCAGGGUUCCGAGAGCGAAAACGAGAGUGUGCAGUCCGAUCCGCAUUCCUUCGUGAAUCACUACGCGAAUGUGAACGACUCGUUGCGACAGUCGUGGAAGCGACAGAAACCUGUUCGGAAUUACUCGUCGUAUACCGAUUCCGAGCCAGAAGGCAGCGCGGUCGUUAGUCUGAACGGCGGGCAGAUUAUCAUGAACAAUAUGGCGAGAUCGAGAGCGCCGCUGCCUGGUUUUUCGUCGUUCGUGUAAUUAACCGAAUUAACAAUUAAUUAGUAAGAUAUAAAGAAACACUUUUUCUAGCGGAGUUUUAUAAAAAUUCUCAGCGAGGGUCUUUUCUCUUUCUCCCUCGAACUGUCAAUAUCAAAACUAUCGCCUCGACGAUCUCGCUUCGUGCGGUGGUCUCUUUUUAUAUAUGUGAAAGAAACAUAAGUUUUUUUAUACAAGGCGUCUGACAAUUCACGACACACCCGUGGUAUGCAGGCAGAACUCAAUACUAAAUACACAAUUUCUCUACCAUUUCGCAAAUAACCACGUAAAAUUUUGAUGAUUAAAGAAGAUUGGUGCGUUUUAGCGCACAAUCAUGCAUUAAUCUUCUUUAAAUAAUAAUUAAAAAUCUACAUGAUCAUUGUCAGAUACCCUGUGUAUGUAUAAAGAAGGAUAAGUAUAUUAUUUCAGAAUUUUAUGGACACGUAUAUGCGUCUAAUAAAUGGUAUCAGUAUGGACUGUAGAUGCAUAUAUGCGUCUGAUUUUUUCGGCUUGUACUGUCGGCACAAGCAACAGUUAUCAACUGUUGCGAUAGACACUUAUAUUCUUUUACAUAUUUUAGAGACGGUAAUAAGUAAAAUUUCAUUCGUCUCGGUCCAUAGUUUUCGAUAAUAUCUGAUAACUACUAAGAAAAUACUUUACAAUGUAUAUUAAGUGACUUACCUGUAUAUACGUAUGUAAAGAUAAAAGACUUGUGUCGACGUGUACUGGCGUUGUAGACUUCUAGUAAGGUUUUAACGGCGUACUCGGAACGUCGAGGCAUCUUCAUAUAUUGUGAUAUAUUGAUAUACAUAUAUAUAUAUAUAUAUAUAUAUAUACAGAUUAUAUAUAUAUUAUUUAUAAUUUUUUAGAUAAGACAUUUGCAUUUAAUAGACAUUUGUACUUCCUCUGAUUGAAGGAUCAGGAGAGUAGAAGCAUAUCGGGAUCUCGUUAUGUAAGUUCCAUACCUGAGAAGCGGAGCUAUUCAAGUCUAGAAAAAAAGUACCAGUCCUUUUUCUCUUUAGGGAAAAUCAGGUUAAUGUGAAUGUUAAAUCGAACUUUUUCCGUUUCUCAUGUAUGCAAUAUAUGAUUUAAUCUUACGCAUUCUUCUAACAUACGACGUUCGAACGUUAUGUAUAAAUUAAGGACACAAGUUGUUAAAAAAAGGGAACACUACUAAAAAGGGUACGCGCCUUAGCGUACUGGCGCGAUCGUCACGACGAUAUCCAUAGAGGUUCUGGGAGAAACGGGACGUCAAUUCAUACUCAACGUUCGUUAAUAGUCAGAUCUGUCGUCAUAUCAUCACAUUGUUCGCCGAUUUCUCUCAAACACGAAGAACGUUGCUGAAAUAUUACGUAAAUGAUAUAUCCUGGUAUAGCAAGAUAUUGAGGAAACAUUUUUAUAAAAACGUACGUGUAAAUAUUGCGCAAAACCGCGUUAUUAUUACGUUUAGUUUGGUUUGGUGAAAGAGUGUAAGUUUUGCGCUUACGAACGACCUGCGAAUUGCAAUUUUAGCAGAAUUCAAGAGAAGACAGGAUAGCCAAUAAAUAUUCGCUUUUAUUAUCGACUGAUUUAUCGCAGCUAAUCCGUAAGACGUGUCAUUAAUUAAUUUUUUAAGAAACAUUUUUAUAAUUGCAUUCUUCCACUAUAUACAAGGUGUCGCAUGACUCGCAAUUAAAUAGUUCAAGUUUUGAAGUUUUAGUUACCAUGUAUAAGAAAGAAAAUAGUCGAUAUAUUUUUAUUAAUUUUUAUAUUCGACAUGGUAAAUAUAAAAUUUUUUUAUUUCUUAAUUUUUUGUACGAUAUAUUGUGUUUAACAAUUCUUUUAUAUAUAUAUAUAUAUAUAUAUAUAUAUAUAUAUAUAUAUAUAAAAUAGGUUUUAUAUUUAGAGUUAUCACAAUGUCUAAUUCUAAAUUAAAACUUAAGUCUGGAUUGUAGAUGUCUUAGAUAAAAAAGUGCCUAUUUGUCGAAUAUUGAGACAUUUUUGUACAUGAUUUCAUCAAAGUGUAAUUGUUUCGAACAGAAUUAAAAUCGGGAUUGCGAAUCGUGAAACACCGCGUGUAUAAUUCCAUUUUCAUGCAUUCAUGUGUAAAUAUAUUGUAUAUUUUCUACCCGUAAGAAAAAAGAAAUGUAGAUUUUGUAUGACGCUACUAUAUUAGCUAGCGCGGAGCUAUCGAUUGAACGCAUUCGUUUUGUGAUACACAUACGCAUAUAUUAUUAUUGUAGCUAUUACUGAGACAGUAUUUGUAUCUUCUUAAACAUUCUCAACUUUGUCCAAAGUCGGAUAUCGAACUGAAGUACGAUAUAUUAAGUUGGUGCAAGAGACUUGUCAUUUUUAUAUUAAGAUUUUCGUAGGAAUUUCGGAUAUAAUUAAAAGUUUAAAAAUUUCCUCGUUAGAUAAUGAUAUUUAAAAAUUUCCUCGUUAGAUAGCAUUUCUAAAGAAAUGCUGAGCCAAUGUUCAUAUAAUUCGUAAAAAUUAUUAUUCUUUCGAAAAAUUAGUUAAUUCCGUUUUCUACUUUACUUGGCAAAUACGACGAACUUUUCGCACCAGCCUAAUAGUUGCGUAAUUUCGCGCUUUCCUUUUUGUGCAGCUGCGCGAACAGUUAAAUCUAAUGUAAGGUAAGACGCGCAGCAAAGAGAAGCCUAAUCUACCAAUUAACGAUUAAGACCUAGAUUCGUAUCCAGUAAAAUCAUUCGAGAUAUAUGAACGAUUUUAUUCGAUAAGAAGCAUCUCCUUUGAGAGAAGCGCGCUCAAAACUGCGUUUCUUCUUGUGACACUGCCAGCGAGUUCGCUUAGUGCAAAUCUAAUCUUAUUUAUAUAUCUAUAACGCGCAUUUGCAUCAACAAAUGCGAGCAUAAAAAUCAGCUAUAGGCGUAAUCGUAUUAGGGAUAUCUUGCAGACUUUGUUAAUCUUUCAAUAAAAAUUUAUGCCGUUCCGGAAGAA